Messenger RNA from Vicugna pacos (alpaca), 9735 nucleotides. The record is from RefSeq and is a predicted model, not a curated record. NCBI's taxonomy places the organism in Eukaryota, Metazoa, Chordata, Mammalia, Artiodactyla, Camelidae.
UGAAGACGACUUACUUGGAGAAGAUUUGCUGUCUGGCAAAAAGAAUCAGUCGGAUUUGUCAGAUGAAGAGUUGAAUGAUGAUCUUUUACAGAGCGAUAAUGAAGACGAAGAAAAUUUCAGUUCUCAGGGUGUCACAAUUAGUCUGAACACCACAUCUGGCAUGGUCACAUCGUUUGAACUGUCUGACAACACUAAUGACCAGUCUGGAGAACAAGAAUCCGAGUACGAGCAAGGAGAGGAUGAACUCGUUUAUCACAAGUCCGACGGGUCUGAGUUGUAUGCUCACGAGUACGCGGAAGAAGGACAGUAUGAAGGCCACGGCGCUGAGCUGACGGAAGAGCACAUGGAGUAUGUGGACGAGCCGGAGGAGGGGCAACUGUACAGCGACGAGGUGUUAGACAUCGAGAUCAAUGAGCCUUUAGAUGAGUUCACAGAUGAAGAAUACUUGCAGGCUUGUGGGCAGCAAGGGAUGAAAGAGCAGGAAGACUGUGUUGCUGAAGCGGAAUUAGAUGAGAUAACUGAUUUCCAGGUUGCUCCUGAAACUGAAGAGGUAUUUGUUCAUCUUUUAAAGAGUCCAAAAGGAGGUAUGGAGACUUUGGAGUUGCAGAAGGACAUAAAAGAAGAGUCAGAUGAAGAGGAUGAUGACGAUGAAGAAUCAGGACGAUUACGUUUCAAAACUGAAAGGAAAGAAGGAACAAUUAUUAGGCUCUCAGAUGUAACUAGAGAAAGAAGAAACAUUCCAGAAACUUUGGAGCUUUCAGCAGAAGCCAAAGCUGCGCUGCUGGAGUUUGAAGAAAGAGAGCGUCAACACAAGCAGGGGCGCUACGGCUCGCGGCGGGGAGGACGGCGCGGGGGCGCCUCCGUGUGCCGCGGAGUGGGAGACCAGCGGAGAGAGGGCAGCGACCGCGGGAGAGUGAAGGACCACCGGCCCGCCCUGCUCCCCACGCAGCCCCCGGUCGUGACGCACUCUCCAAGAUUAAUUCCUCCUCCACAGCCUCAGCCUGCCCCGCCGCCGCCGCCGCCACCUCCGCCGCAGCAGCCGAUCAGAAGUCUGUUCCAGCAGCAGCAGCUGCAGCCUCUGCUUCCCCUGCAGCACCCGCACCACCCCUCCCCUCCUCAGGGGAUGCACAUGCCGCCCCAGAUAGAGGCCCCGAGGGUGAUGAUGACUCCUCCUCCCGCGACCCCCCAGCAGCCCAAGAACAUACACAUAAACCCCCACUUCAAAGGGGCGGUGGUGACGCCCGUGCAAGUGCCCUUGCUGCCAGUCCCGAGCCAGCCGAGACCUGCUGUGGGACCCCAGAGAUUCCCAGGCCCUCCAGAGUUUCCACAGCACACACCUGGACCUGUUCCCAACAAUUUCAGCCAGCCCCCGCGGCUUCCUCUUCAGGACCAGUGGAGGGCCCCACCCCCUCCCCAGGAGCGAGACCCCUUCUUCUUAGGAGUUUCAGGUGAACCGAGGUUCCCAAGUCAUCUCUUCCUGGAGCAACGAAGUCCCCCGCCACCACCACCACCUCCCACGCUUCUUAGCAGUGGUCACCCGGUGCCCACGCCCAGUCCCUUACCGUUCACCCAGCCCGGACCAGCGUUUAAUCAGCAGGGGCAGCAGCCCGUGUUCCCCAGAGAGAGGCCCGUGAGGCCAGCCCCCCCGCCACCAGGUCCGGUGGGGAUUCUCCACUUCAGCCAGCCGGGGCCCGCCGCCGCACGGCCAUUCCUUCCGCCUCGACAGCCCUUCCUGCCCGGCCCUGGACAGCCCUUCCUGCCUGCCCACACACAGCCUAAUCUUCAGGGGCCCCUGCACCCGCCGCUGCCUCCUCCACACCAGCCCCAGCCGCAGCCGCAGCCCCAGCCGCCACUCCAGCCGCAGCACCAGCCCCCGCUCCAGCCGCCCCCGCAGCACCAGCCCCCGCCCCAGCCGCAGCACCAGCCGCAGCAGCACCAGCACCACCACCACCUCUCUGUCCCGCCUCCGCCCCUGCUGCCCAUGGCCCAGCCGCAGUUCAGGCCUCACAUGCCGACGGCUCAGCCUCAGCCGAGCGCCAGUCGCGUGCAGUGCCCCCAGCGCCAGGGGCUGAGGCAUAAUUCAGCUUCUCAGAAUGUAACCAAACGACCAAUGCAGCAGAUGCAGCCAACUGCUCCAAGAAAUAGUAACUUGCGUGAAUUACCAAUAGCACCGUCACACGUUAUAGAGAUGAGUAACAGUCGCUGCUCCUCCACACCCGCGGCCCAAGUGAAACCCACCGUCGGCACAUCAGCACCCACGAGGCCCGGGGCGGGGCCCAGGAGCACGCAGGGGAAGGCUGCGGUGGCGGCCAAGCCAGCCAGCCCUGUGGUUCAGCCUAAAGAAGAAGCAAAGACAGAACCCGAGUUUCCUGAUGAAGAUGAAGAGACAAGGUUAUACCGCUUAAAGAUAGAGGAACAGAAGCGCCUCCGGGAGGAGAUCCUGAAGCAGAAGGAGCUGCGGCGGCAGCAGCAGGCGGGCGCGCGGAAGAAGGAGCUGCUCGAGCGGCUGGCGCAACAGCAGCAGCUCUGCCCACCCUCGGCCCCGGCCGAGCCGGAGGAGCCGACAGCUUCGCCAUCACCCACCAAUGGUACCCCGCUGCUCCCCUUCCCGGGGGCACAGGUCAGACAGAAUGUGAAAAACAGACUUCUCAUGAAAAACCAAGAUGUCACUGUUUCAAACGUUCCGCCCAAAACAUCAAAUUUUGUGCCAUCUGGUGCUAACGUGCAGUAUCAAGGACAACAGAUGAAACCACUGAAACAUUUGAGACCGGCCAGACCCAUACCUCAGAGUCCAGCUCAGCACAAAGUCCUGCAGGUAAAACCUGCAGAUGGCGAGGGGCUGCCACCCCCUUCGCAGACUGCUCGAGUGGCGUCCCUCCAGGGCCGGCCCCCGGAGGUCAAGCCUGGCGCGAAAAGGACUGUCAUGCACCGGGCCAACAGCGGUGGCGGAGAUGGGCCGCACGUCAGCUCCAAGGUCAGGGUGAUUAAGUUGUCAGGCGGGGGAGGAGAGAGCGAUGGCUUUUUUCACCCAGAGGGCCAGCCUCAGCGGCUCCCUCAGCCCCCAGACGUGAGACAGCAGCCUGCCCGCAAGGUGACGCUGACCAAGGGUGCCCUUCAGCAGCCCCAGCACCCGCCGGUGGGCGCCCACAUGCACUCGGCCGGCCCUCCAGGCAUCAAGAGCAUCCAAGGAGUUCACCCGGCCAAGAAGGUCAUCAUGCACGGCCGAGGCCGAGGAAUGGCCGGCGCGAUGGGCCGGGGCCGCCUGAUGCCGAAUAAGCAGAACCUGCGGGUGGUGGAGUGCAAACCUCAGCCCUGCGUCGUGUCUGUGGAAGGGCUUUCUUCCUCCACUACUGACGUCCAGCUGAAGAGCCUGCUGAUGUCGGUGGGGCCCAUUCAGAGUUUACAGAUGCUUCCCCAGCAGCGGAAAGCCAUCGCCAAGUUCAAGGAACCAGCCCACGCGUUAGCAUUUCAGCAGAAAUUCCACAGGCAUAUGAUAGAUUUGUCCCACAUAAACGUGGCCCUGAUUGUUGAGUGAUUUCUGGCAGGAGAGGCUGCCCUUAACGCCGCACACACGUGGUGGAGUUUCUCCGUGGAAGCUGCCGGCGCAGAGUCCCCACGCGCCUAGGCCUCUCCGCCCUCGGUCCUGCGUGACUUGCCCGGAGCGCCCGGCGGCCAGCACUGGCUCCAGGAGGGCUGAACCUCCGGGACGUGGUGGACCGGGGCUGGUGUUAGAGUGCUGCGAAGUCUGCCGCCACCACAAAGGACUACAGUUCUCGUUCUCUUUUGUUUCCAAAGUGCUUCCAGUGCAUGGCGACGUUGUUCUUUGUGACCUUACUGUGUGGUCGAUUUCAGUGGCUUAGGUUCAGGAACGAGCAUUAACGUCACGAAUUCUCAGUAUUUCUCUCAGCAAAGAAUAUUUGAUAAUGGUUGCACUUAUCUUCAGUGCAGGCUAGACAAGCAUUUUCUCAGCCAGGCUUCACUUGUGUUCUUCUGAGAAAGCCCUCAAAGGCUCUUGUAAAAACGUAGAUUAAAAUUCGGGUGAUUAUGAUCGACAGUCGCAUAUCCUGGAAAGCAGGGUAUGAGGGUGGUUGGGAGUGGUGCCAAUUGUGUGGCCGAUUCUGCUUCUUGUAAAUAUUCCAAAAGCACCAACUGUAUGUCCCUAGUUCCGAAGGGAACACCCCUUUUUGCACUCUUUCCGAAUGAGGCGGAGAUGCUGGCAGGGCCACCACGUGCCCGGGCUUAGAGCAGGGGUGGGGGGCGCGCUCGCUCGCCGCCCUGGCCGGGCCCCCUCCUAGGCCGGCCGCGCCGCGCACCUGCCAGGUGAGGUGGGGGGACGGCCCCAAGUGCUGACAGACCUGUUGGGUUUCCCCUCUUUGCACAUGCACGUCACUAGCUCUGUGACACAUGGGACGUUCUCUGGGGACCUGGUUAGCACUGCUUAGGUUAGCUUUCUCUUUUUUUGGAAGGCCUUUGAGCAGGGGCCGUGCUGUCCUUCAGUGGACCCAGGAGCCGGGUGGCGUUUGUGCUGGCGGGGUGCUGUCCGCAGCGUGUGGCGUGAGAGCAGCCGUAGCGAUUGAGCUCUGGUUAGGCUCCUCCAGGUGAGACUCUCCCUCCCCGUAGAGCCAUCUUAGUAAAAUCCGUUCUGGGCAAACACUGGAAAAAAGUGCCUUAUUGUAUUUCUGCUCGUGAAAGAGUUUCACUAUUUUGGAUUUAUUCUAAAGUGGACCUAAACUAUUUGAGCAAACGAUAGUGGGGCAUACUCAGCCUUUUAAGCUAUAUUUUAUACCUAAGAUUUCAUGGCCGAUUUAUUAACAGAACGAAGGGAAAGACAAGCCUCUGCUCACCGAGUGCCUCUGGUGAGCCCGCCGAGGGCCGGACGUGGCCAGGAGCUGUCCGCAGCAGGCGUCCCUGUCUCUCGGCCUUCCCGUGGGAGCUGAGACACAGGUCUUGUGGACUUGUGUCUUAUGUUCACAGUUGAAGUUUUGUGUGACUGUGUGAAAUUAAUUUGCCGGAGCUAGAGGAGAGUAUUUUAGACCCUGUGAGACUAUCUGUAGCCUUGAUUCCAGAACGGCAUUGUGUGCCUAGCGUGGGCCUGGCAAGUGGAGGUGGCUGUCGGUGGUUGCUCUUCUGAAGAUUUCUGCCUUAGGAAGCUGUAGGCACUCGUAGAACGUGCUGGAACACCCUCCGCUGAGGUGCCUGGCCACCCGGCCACCCGGGUUCCAGAAGGCCCCCGACUAACCCUCGGAGGACAGUGUCGUGUGCCGUCCCUGCCUCCAGAUGCUCAGCAAGCUGACCGAUGGUCAGCGCGGGGCACCUUCCUCGGCUGCUUGGCCCGCGCGGCCGCGGUCCCCCGUUCCCGUGGGUGCGUGCAGAUGCCUGUAGAGUGAAAAGCGUAGUUUCUUUGGCUCCGUCCACAGAGAGUGGCAUGGAGAUGCCGAGUGGAGUGGCCUGUAGGCUUUAGUUAGGAGGGACCCAGGCCACUUGCCCACACCGGGCAGCAGCAGGGCUCGCAGUUAACGGACUUCUUUCACCAUUGAGGACUUAAUGAUGCGAUCAAAUGACUAACAAAUUUUUACCACUUUCUGAAGUUGUCUGAGUGUGCUGUGGCUCUGAAAUUGAAAAUUCGCACGUUGUCCCUGAGAGUAGCCAUUCAGACGUGCUUCUUUCUAGUCUUGAUAAGGAGCCCGUCCUGUCUGGGCCCCGCUGCUCAAGGCAGACCUCCUGGCCGCUUCCAGGUCUGCUCUUGGCAUUGUCCGAGUGUGACAUGGGCGCCCUGGGACGUGUGUGUUCUGUAACUGUCCGCACACACAAGCAAGCUUUCUCUUGAUACGUUCUUGAAAGAGCAUCGAAUCGAACUGGGCCUUUCAGAAAGGACUGUGUAGAAAGGUCCCAUGCAGUCGGCCCCCUGACGCACGUGGUCCCUGGGCUCGGGCUCUGUGAGUGCCAGCUGGGACCGGUAACAAAGGCUUAGUUUCCUUGGAGGAACCUGUGGAAAAGGAAAGAAGCAGAAUUAGAAAGUAACGUUCCUUCCACUUCUGGUGCACUUCUCGCAGUGAAGUCAGACCACCGUAAGCUGAGCCCUCUUGGAAGAUCUGUUGCAACCAUUAUCUUUGUUCUUUAUUUAUCAUGCAUUUAAAAUGAGAUGCAGAAGCAUUUAACAUACUGUGUAAAUAUGGACCUUUUAAAAUUAAAAUGUUAUUGGAAAUGCUUUCAAUUCAGCAACAUCUUAGCAAUUUGUUAGUUCUUUUGUGUUGUCUUAUCAGAGUUUAAUGGACACAGUUCCAUAAUUGUUGAUGUGUUUGUGUGUAUAUUCGAUUUUUAUAAAGAUGGUAGUAAGUCAAUACAUUUAUCCUGACCUGUGUAUUAUUUGUUCCCAAAUUCAAGAAGCCAGUAAAUACCAGUCUGUCUCAUGAGGUAGAUACUGUAGGUGGUUAUAUGCAGCUGAGUUACUUUUUCUUUCUGCAUUAUCUUGUUUUGAUUUUAUGCUGUAAUGUGAGCUCACCUAGCUGAUUCUCUGGGCAUAACCUUGCAUUACCUUUGGUCUGGCCACAUCUGUUAAGUCCUUACGUUGAUAGUCUUCCAGGGGAAAUCUCUCUUUUUUCCAGAAGAAAUGUUGAGGGUCCCCCUUUGGGGACAGGCAGCAUCCUAGGGAGGUGCCUGCGCCCUCUCCCCCCGGGGAGGGGGAGGGGAGGGUGGGGGAGGGGCUUCAUCAUAACUCUUCCUCAUCUGGGUUCCUUCUCAUGAUUGUAAAGGUCCUGGAUAAAUGAUUAUUUAUGCUUCAUUCUGUAGCGUGUUUGCAUGGUGACAGCUUAGAUCCUGCACCGAGGGGUCUUUUUUUAAAGAGCAUUUUGCUGAAUUAUGCAAGUAGGCCUUGUUGCUGGAAGGAGGCUGGGAGAGUUGUCCAGGGUGAAGGGGAAGGAGCGGUGGACGUGGGCGAGGAGCGGUGGUGGAGAGCGAAGGGGGUGCCAGGAGUUGGUGUCGGUAGCGAGCUGCCCUCAGCGCGCUGGCUCCGGAGGGCAGUCAGCGGCCCAGUGGAGAAGCACGCGGGCGGGUGGGCACACGGUGGCCUCGGUAGAUGUCUGCGGGACGCCGCUGGCCAGAGGAUGGGGGCCCGGUGGAGCGCGGACCUCAGACAGAGGAGGCCCCGCAGCUGGUGCGGAGGGCGGAUGAGACCCGAGGCCGGCUUUGUGUUGGGAACCGAACACUUCCUUUCUUUUUUUUUUUCUUUUGGCUUGUGGUUUUUGUUUUGUUCCGUUUUUUGUUUUUGUUUUUUGUUUUGAAUUUUAUUUCUUUGUUGUUUAACUGAAGGUAAGCUCAGUGUGCUUGUGACUGACAGGGACCCUACAGAGAAGUCAGGUUUUGGUGGCGGCCUGUGUGCAGAGCACCCGGGGCUGUUCCGGGGGGCUGUGGAGCCCUCGAGCCCCCCUUGCUUCCCUCCCUUAGCUUCCCAGAAAGACAGCGUGCCCGGUGGUCCAGAACCACGUAGGGCCUGUUGCCCUCGGCAGGUGGCUUCGGGCCGGCCGGCCGGCCGUGUCUGUCCGCAGGGUAGAGCUGCUUCACUUCAGGCAGGCGAGCGCCGCCCCCGCAGCCCCACCACAGCCCUGCACCUCGUCCUUUGUUUGUGUAGGGGUGGGGGGCUGAAAGGUAUUGUUGAUUCUUCACAGGUUUUUAAGUGACAGUUUUCUCAAGGGGAUUAACCUUAAUUAGCAGAGGGAGGGGGUGUCGAUACCUCCCACCCCCCACGGAGGAGACGCAGGCGCUCACACCGGUUAGAGGGAAAGUUUAGCGAUUUUACUGUAUUUAAUGAGCAUUUCAGUUAACCUUCCAACUGUUUUUAAAACUGAGUCAAGUGUUGCUUUGGACGUUGGUGACUAUGAACUCCCCGAAGGCGGUCAGCCUUGAUCUACUCCUGAAUCCUAAGGAUUUUGUGUAAGGUUUUUUUGCAACCUACUUAAUUUUCCUCAUUUUGAAGUGCCCGUGGUUUUACGUGCUAAAACCAAACAAAACUCACUGAUUCAUAUUGGAUCCCAGGGGUACCUUCUUCUGCAGCGUGUGGCUGGGAAGGACCAUUGGUUUACACGUGUAACCUGCCCUUUCUGGAGAAUGUUUAAAAAACCUUAACUCUCUUUUCUGUGCCAUGUUUUGGUAGGAAAUCUUCCCGUUAAGAAGAUGGGCAGGCAGGACGGGUGUUUUUAUUGAAAAGUUGCUACUUUCUUUUACUUCCAAUAGACAAAAAUGUAAAAAGGUCUUCAUGUGGGUGUUCUGCUGUGUUUUAUUUCACUAAUUUUGGAAGGUAUGUAGAAGAAUAUAGGCCCUUUAAAAAGGAAACAUCAUGUAGUUUUUAACUUUUAGUAUUUUCCACUGAGUGGACAGACAGCUGUCCUGCUUUAAUACAUUCUGUAUGUAGUGGUUUAGUAGACUCUGGGACGUGGGUCUCUUAACCUUCUUUCAGCGUGAUUUUCUUUUAAACUCUUUUUCAUUUAAGGGCACGUAGUGGAACGUGAUUUGUGAAGGACUGUUUAAAUUUCAUGCACCCGCAGUGCCGUCUCAGAGUAUAUAAUUCUAGGUUUUUAAAAUAACACGUGCACAACACGUUCAUACUGUUGACUGAAGAGCCAGUAAUCGCUUGUUUUUAUGAUUCAGCUUUGCUUUUCACAGGCAUGGGAUCCAGAAUUGUUUUUCCUCUGUGAGGAUUUUAACUCUGAGGCUUUCAUCCCGCUGUUUAAUUUUCAGGUUCACCAGCAACAUGGUCCAAAAUCUGAUUUUUUCCUUUUUCAUUUUGGAGCUAGUUCCCUUUGCUGGGCGUUCCCAGCCCCGUCCUGCUCCUGCUGCUGAGUGGCUGGGCCGCCAGCCCGGCUCCCACACCCUCCUUCCUUCCCUGGGCCUUCCCCACGCACCUCCCCCCGCCCCCCCGCCCCCGUCGUUGGGUCCCUCCCGUCCCCAGAGGCCUGCCUUCUUCCCCCGUCCUUCCCUGGGGUCCCUUCUCUCCUCCCACUCCUCCUGGGGCAGUGAUGGCUGCUCCAGCUGCUCUGUCCAGCGUCAACAUUCACAGCUGCACUCGGGGCUGCCGGUGUCAGGUCUGUGCCGCGGCCACAGCGCGGUUGCAUCUAAGCCUUUGCCUUGACAGGUUUUACUGCUGGUUUGUCCCUCCAGGCCUUUGGUUGGCGACAGUGACAUCUGGACUCUGUUGUUUUGCAGUCUGCCCAGGAGUGGCGCUCCGUGGGAGCAGCGUCCCGCAGCCUCUAACCGCCCUCUGUUCUCACCUUCCUUUUGCAGGAGCUCCCUUGCGUGAGUUCAGGCUAGCGCAGGCCUUACUGCGCUGGGACGCGCCGGCCCGUUUGACCUUGUUGCGCUGGCUGACUGUGACCUUCCUAACCUUAGUGCUAGGCGCCCUGACUGGAGUCCACGCGGUUUGUGGGCGGUGCGUUGCGAGUUCAGAAGUGGGAGAUGGUGAAUUGCUCUCUGCUGGGUUGACCUACUCCUGUUUUCUGCCAAACACACGCCGCGUACGUGUGCGGGAAGCGCUGUGCCUUUUGUUCCCCGCUCUUCCCUUUGCUCUAAUCACUGUGACAGCGCCCUCAGGAACAUUUGUGAAGCGCACUUGCGACAUGUUACAGGACAUGAACAAAUGUACUCUUGUGUGUAUCAUGUGUGUGAUUCCGUGCUGAAAACUGUGCUUUGGACUGUGUUGUAAUUGAAAGACGUGUUAAUAAAACAUCUUCUCAUUUCCACUUC